This is a messenger RNA of Adineta ricciae, 1386 nucleotides long. The record is from the annotation of a GenBank genome assembly. Lineage: Eukaryota; Metazoa; Rotifera; Eurotatoria; Adinetida; Adinetidae.
AUGCGUUGGUUAUUUCUUUUAAUACUCUCAAUAGCCAGUGUAACAAGCCGUUCAAUUAUUCCUGAGAUACAUUCAGCAAAUGCAGUAUCAGAUCGUUUAAUUGAACUAGUUACUCAAGGUUCUUUUCGUGGUGUAACAUACAAUCGUCUAGCCGCAUUAGCUGACACGAUUGGUCCUCGUCUAUGUGGAAAUGAAUCGUUGACAAAUGCGGUCAAUUGGGUAAAAGAUGUCAUGAGUUCCGAAGGUUUAGAUAACGUUCAUGUCGAAGAAGUUCGCAUACCACAUUGGGUACGCGGGGAAGAACGUGCCCUCUUAUUACAACCACGGAAGACAAAAUUAUCAAUGCUUGGCCUUGGCAAUUCUGUUGGCACUGGUCCUCAAGGUAUCCGUGCACCUGUCCUUGUUGUUCGAUCGUUCGAUGAGUUGAACGCUAGAUGUGCCGAAGCACGUAAUAAAAUCGUCGUCUUCAAUCCACAAUGUGAUUGGAAAACAAAACCUAUCGCUUGUUAUGGCUCUGUAGUAGGCUAUCGUGUUGGUGGAGCAUCGAGUGCAGCAAAAUGUGGUGCAGUCGCUUCUCUUAGUCGAUCGGCGGCAUCACGUUCAAUUGACUCGCCUCAUACAGGCGUCAUGGCUUACGACUUAUCUUAUCCAAAAAUUCCAGCUGGCUCGCUUUCUGUUGAACAUGCCGACAUGCUCGAUCGAUUUCAACAACGAAAUCAAUCGAUAGAAAUACUUCUCUACAUGGAAGCACAAACCCUACCUGACGUAGUAGGCUAUAAUCUAGUAGCAGAAGUAAGAGGUUCAAGUAAACCAAACGAGACUGUUCUUGUCAGUGGUCAUCUUGACAGUUGGGAUGUGGGUCAAGGCGCUAUGGAUGACGGAGGUGGUGCAAUGAUUUCUUGGACAGUUCUGUCUUUACUUCAUUCAUUGAAUGUUCGAGCGAAACGUACUGUUCGUUGCGUUCUUUGGUCAUGUGAAGAAUUCGGUGGUGUUGGUGCUGAUCAAUAUUUCAAUGCUCAUACAAACGAAAUACCAACAAUGAGUAUUGUCAUGGAAUCCGAUCUUGGUGUCUUUCAUCCUCAAGGUCUACAAUUUCAAGGUAGACCUCAAGCACAACAGAUCAUACAAACAAUUUCGAAUCAACUGGCGUCGAUUAAUGCUACACAAGUUGUCAGUGGUGGUGGCGGCGAAGAUAUCAGUCCGUGGAUGCAACGAGGCGUUCCGGGUGCAUCACUUCUAAAUGAUAACUGGGAUUAUUUCGCAUAUCACCAUUCGAAUGGUGACACCAUGAACGUAUUGAAUUCAACUGAUGUUGAUUUAGCAGCUGCCGUCUGGGCAGUUUACGCUUUUUCCAUUGCCGAUCUCGAUGAUCUUUUACCGCGUUAG